CUGGAGCGAGUAUUUCUGGUUCUGCUGUGUUUUUGUUUUUUUACACUGUCGUGUCAGUUUAAAAUAAAACACUUUUGAAAGUGAUUAGAUUUGAUUCACACACGCGCGUUUUCGUACAGUGAAGGUAAAGUUAAAGCUAGCCUGGUUUUAUCACCGAACUUCUAAGGUGUGAAUGUGUUUUGAAUAGCUGUGGUUUAGCUUUUAAGUGUUAAGUGGCGUGUUGUUGGGAGAAAUGAACCACAAGAGCAAAAAGAGGAUUAAAGAGGCCAAAAGGAGCGCCAGACCAGAGCUGAAGGACUCGUUAGAUUGGACGAAGCACGGCUACCAUGAAGUGUUUGACCUGUCGCACCGGACUGUGAAGGAUAAUGUCGAGCGUGUGGACUCCCUCCAUCUCAGUCCCGAAGAGUUCAUCCAGCGCUUUGAGAAACCCUACAAGCCUGUGGUUCUGCUGAACUGUCAGGACAACUGGCCUGCCCGCGAAAAAUGGACACUGGAGCGCCUCAAACGCAAGUAUCGUAAUCAGAAGUUCAAAUGUGGUGAGGACAACGAUGGGUACUCUGUGAAAAUGAAGAUGAAGUACUACGUCAAAUACCUUGAGACAACCAGAGAUGAUAGCCCCCUCUACAUCUUUGACAGCAGCUAUGGUGAACAUGCCAAGCGCCGUAAGCUGUUGGAGGACUACCAGGUGCCAGUGUUUUUCUGGGAUGACCUGUUCCAGUUUGCAGGGGAGAAGCGCAGGCCACCUUACAGAUGGUUCGUGAUGGGCCCAGCCCGAUCCGGCACAGGCAUCCACAUUGAUCCACUGGGCACCAGUGCCUGGAAUGCUUUAGUGCAGGGCCACAAACGGUGGUGCCUCUUCCCCACCAACACACCCCGCGAGCUGAUCAAAGUGACCAGAGAGGACGGCGGCAACCAGCAGGAUGAGGCCAUCACCUGGUUCUCUGUGGUCUACCCUCGAACCCAGCAGCCAAACUGGCCCCCUGAGUUCAGACCACUAGAGAUCCUGCAGAGACCUGGAGAGACUGUGUUUGUGCCAGGUGGAUGGUGGCAUGUAGUUCUCAACCUGGAUGCCACAAUUGCUGUCACCCAGAACUUUGCUAGUUCAACUAACUUUCCCAUUGUGUGGCACAAAACAGUCCGAGGUCGGCCCAAACUCUCCAGGAAAUGGUAUCGUAUUUUGAAGCAGGAACGGCCUGAUCUUGCUGCACUGGCAGAUAAAGUCGACCUGGAGGAGUCGACCGGCAUCGCUUCUGACAGCUCCAGUGACUCUUCGUCGUCCUCCUCCUCAAGCUCAUCUAACUCUGACUCUGAUGCGGGGUCGAGCUCAGAGGGUGAUGCCGUUUCUCACCGCAGGAAGAAGCGAAGGACCUGUGGAAUGGCAGCGAAUGGAGACACCAGCAGCCAAGACGACUGUGUCAGCAAAGAGCGCAGCUCCUCACGGUGACCUCUGGCCAUGCCCACAUCUACUUGCUGUCAAAGCGAUGGCUGCUUUUAGUGUGUAUGUUAAAAUCGUGUCAAAUUAUGAGUCCCAGAAUGAAGUGUGGUGGAGGAACAGUCUGCACUUGUUUCGGGCUUAUAUAACAGAGGAGGACUGUCGCGUGGGCCAGCUGUGCUUUUUAAAAUUAGUUGCUCGCUGUACAUCUGUUAAAAAAUAAGGGUGGUACUCGGGAUGCUUUUUUUUGUGUGUGCUGAAUAACAGAUCUAAAAAGAAACACUUAAUUUUUAACAGUGAAGAAAAAGAUUCUUGUCGCGGUGUGACAUUUCGAGCCAGCAGAAGAGGUUAGAAUUAUCCCCACCUCUGAACUGGGUAAUCAGCACAACUAGCAAAAAUUUGAACAAUUACAUAAAACAUCAGAUUAAAGACUGAAAAGUAUUUCUUCAGAGAGGUGGAAUAGAUAUUUUUUUAAUAAAAUUUGGAACAUUCAGACUUACUUUGACAUCAGCUCUAAUCUUCUCUAUUGAUUGUUCAUCUGUGAAGGAUUUUGAAUUUCUCUGUGGUGUUUGAGUCCCUGCCUGCUGUGAGUCAGGUUUACUGCAUUAACAAUGGCCCACGCUGGUUCAAUUGAUGGAUUUAAGCAGAAGCCCAGCCUUCAGGCUGAACUGGGAUCAGUUGGCUUUAGUUCUCAGGUGUUGGUCUGUGUGCAUACAAGGGCUCGCUUGAGUCACAUUCUGUGAACCAGAACUUUAAAAUGUCAUCAAGUACAAUCUUAACUUUGUACUGGUAUUUCUCACAAAGGGCACUGCAGUCACAUUCAGAAUGUACUGUAUAGAUUUGUUCACUAUAUUCUAUUUGAGCUUUUCCACUAAAGCACAAUGCAAAACAAGUUUAUUCACCUUCUGUCUUGUACAGCUUUAAAAAAAGGCAAACACCUACCUUCAGAACAGAAAUGACACAAAGAUUUAGGAUUUCUUUCAAGAUGCUGCUUCCUGUGGUGUGAAAGUUUAUAGUGAAAACAAGGAACUGGGUCAAUACGAGAGGGAUUACAACAAACUUGAACAAUAUUAUACCAUAUUUUGAGAAUGCAAUCUUAAUGUUAUGACAAAGAUGAUGGAUAUGUAGAAUCAGUUUUCAUCUAAAAAUUAAACCAAUAAUGUGGCUUUGGUUUCCCUUAAAAUAUAACUUGUUUGUCAGAAUACUGCAACUUUAUACUGAGAUCACGACUCUUCUCAUAACUGCAAUUUACUGCAAAAUGGCACCUUGAUUAGCUGUAGCAUUCUCGAAAUGCACCUCAGCAGGUGAUUUCAUUAAUGAGCACCACUUCGAGGAGAGGAGCUCAGUCAUUGACAUCACCUGCUCAGGUGAUUAACUGGAACAAAAAAUGCACUCUCUUAGCCCCCAUGGCCUACAAUAACAGCUUAGAACUAUUAAUACCCUAGCAAGCACUAGCACUUUAUCAGCAAUGUCCAGCACCCUCAGAUCAGUCUAUAACACUCCAGUAAUAGCUUCCAAUAGUCUUGAAACCAUCCACAACCUUAUUGAAACAGCUUUCAGUACCCCAGAAACCAUCUACAGUACCAUGCCAACCACUAAACCCUCAGUAUCAGCUUUCAAUAGCCUAGGAACUGUCUGCAACACCCUAGAAACUGUUAAUUUUGACAUAUUUUGGUCAUUGUCUUGACUAAAAUGUCAUUUACAUAUAGCCAUAAUUUGGUCAUCUGAAUUAUUUUAGUUGAUGAAAUAUAUUAACAUUUUGUGCAUUAUUUUCAUUAAAAUUAAACCAUAAUAUGCUGUCAAAAUUAACACUGCCUAGUAACAGCUUCCAGUAGUCUAGAAACCAUUAACAGCACCAUAGCAACCACUUAUAACCUAGCAACAGCAUCCAAUAGCCUAGAAACAAUCUAAAACACCCUAGCAAACGCAUCACCUUAGCAACAGCUUCCAGUAGCCUAGGAACUGUCUGUAAAAACUUCCAAUAGCCUUGGAACUGUCUGCAACACCCUAGUAACAGUUUCCUGUAGCCUAGAAACUGCCGGCAGCACUGUAGCAACCACUAUCACCUUAGCAUCAUCUUCCAAUCACCUAGAAAUGUUCUGCAACAGCCUAACAACCGUCAAAAGCUUCUAGUAGGCUAGAAUUCAUCUACACCAUCUGAGCAACUACUUACCACAAAAUGUUUUCUUGCGGUAUUGAAACUUUACUUUCAGAAGUAAGUGACAUUACCAUCAUAUUGACCCUGGAACCAGUCACAACAAUGCAACACAGGUGCAACAUCCUCACAACAUGUAUGGCAAGCAACAAACUCCUGCAAGAGAUUAGUAACCGUUAACACCAUGGCAACAACAGCAUCCUAGAAACCACUUACAACACCCACAAUACCCUAAAAUCUACUGAAGCAGCAGCAGCAGCAGCCUAGAAGUAACUCAGAACUGCAUCCAUCAUUCUUGCAUCCCAUGAAAAAAAGUUCCACUGUUUGUCAUCGUGGGCAGAAUCAGAACGGCAGUUCAUGUGACCCUGAAGCAUAUUUCUACAGGGACAUCAUUUUUCCUGCUUUGUCAGAAUAUUAACGGUCUCAUGUUUCUUUCCUUGAUGAAUGACCCUGAUACUCAAUCCUACCCGAAGGACAAACAGCAGCCGAUUACUGGUUCCAACAUGUUUUCUAAAACAUUUGCAGUCAGAAUACAUUGAUUGCUAUAUCUGUGCAGUACACACUGAUGUGUUGCUUGAACUAAAAGUGCCUAUAAGUACGCCAGGCAGUGUUUGACUGUGAGGUUUGUUUGUGCAGUGAUUUUCAACCCUGAUCCUCAGGGACUGACUGCUGCACAUUUUGCUUAUUAGUUCCAUCAGGCAUGUUUAGACAAUCAGGAGCUGGUGGACACCAGACGAGGCCCAUCGGGUGUCGGUUGGGUUUCUGAGGACCAGGAUUGAGAAGCACUGUUAGUCUGACACUGCGAGGGUGGUACAGUUGGAAGGUGUUUUGAUUUGUUCUCAAUCUGAAGCUUUGUUGUGGUCCCUGGGCUUGGUGGCACAGUGCCUUCCAUAAAUGUAUUUUUUUUAACGGCUGUUUAGGGCUCGUCUUUCUCUGGUGGAAGCGUUACUGACUUCAUCUGCUCUUCUCUCAUCCAUCUCAACUGGUCUGGGAUCUGCUUCUUCAUUCAUCCCAACAAAUAGGUUUUUUAAUGUGCCAAAAAGACUUCCACCAAGCUCCAGCAUGCCAGAUCCCCCUUUUAUACAUACCUCAAUGGUUUCUUCCUUAUAAGUACCAAUGUUUUGACAUUUGAUUUAACGUUAUAUAUAAAUGGGUAAUCCUGCUAACAACGAAAUACAUAUCCUCCUUGUCCCUCCACAAAAGAUUUUAAAGUGAAAUUACAUUUUAAAUUUAAAUCAGACUUAAAUUUUGACGAAACUUCCAAAGGCUCAGAAACUUGUUCUUCAAUUUUUCCACUUCAAAAGCCAGUCUCCCAUUGAAAAUUCCUGGCUCCAGUUUGCAUCCUGAUUCUAAAAAUUAGGAAAUCGGGCACAGUUUACUAAAACUACAAGAAAAAUGUGCAUUUCCUACUAUUAUUGUCGAAUGCAGUCCCUUGUGCCACACAAUGCUACCAUGCAGGUAUCCUGCGGUUAUCGCCACACUUUUCCACAAAGCGAGCUAAAACGUAUCUGUUAACAUCCUAAACGGUGCGACAUGCUUUUCAUGUGAUUCAUGCUCUGGAUUCAUAUUACAGAGGAGAAUCAAGAGGCUUGUGACUCAGAGCAGUAGGUACCAAAUGUCACUUUUUUUUUUUUUUUUUUUUUUUGAACAUGUGCAAAAUUUACAACACUAUGUUUAACACAGAUUACAAUCAUUUUAGGCAUCACAAUUAUUUAUUUUUCUCCUGCCAAAAACCAACACAAUGAAUCGGGUGUCAGAUAUUAGCAAUGGGAGACUGGCUUUAGCCACAGUUGUCAAAGAAUACCUUAGUUCUAAGAUUUCUAAACUGCAUUUUGUUUUGUAUUUUAAAAUGUCAACCUGUUGAAGAGGUUUUGAAGCUGUAAAACUUUUUUAUUUUAAGAAACUAAAUUAUCUGGGCAAAAAUGACUAGUGUGCAAAAUCUUUGGUAGUUUUGUUCAAACUUUGGGCAACAUCAUUUUUUCUGUAGUUUAUUUUGUAUUAAGCAGCUCUUAAAAUGUGCUGAGUUAGGCGUUGAGUUUUCCUGAGCAGCGUCUCGACACCGGGGGGGGGGGGGGGUCAGUCAAGUAUGCUGCUCGCUCGGCAAAUGUCAGGAAAUUUCUGUUAAACUUGUACCAAUUUUGAACAUGUUUAAUAGUAGCUUGACACCACUCUGCAUCCAGUUUUCAUAUUGCCUCAAACUGAGUGAGAGUCUGAGAGCACCUGAAAAGUUUGUUCCCUGGACACAUGCGCAAGCCAAAUUCGACCCCUUUUAAGAGCUGCUUUACUCUGUAAAAGAAGACUUUGGGAGGGAGUGCUGAUGUUGAAUGGCAGUGUGUGUGGCUGUUAUGAGGUGAGUGUCUCCAGGUGUUUGAGGGGACUCUGAUAUAAAUUGUUGCUGUCCAAAUUAGUCAGUACUGUAAUUUUGUUGAGUCAAUAAAAUACUUUCUGAUUCUA
Messenger RNA from Thalassophryne amazonica, 6041 nucleotides. It is a transcript of the gene jmjd6, whose product is annotated as jumonji domain containing 6, arginine demethylase and lysine hydroxylase. Gene Ontology annotation, molecular function: P-TEFb complex binding; histone H4R3 demethylase activity. The coding region runs from base 233 to 1444 and encodes 403 amino acids. Gene Ontology annotation, cellular component: cytoplasm; nucleus. Gene Ontology annotation, biological process: phagocytosis. The transcript has 6 exons. Lineage: Eukaryota; Metazoa; Chordata; Actinopteri; Batrachoidiformes; Batrachoididae. The record is from RefSeq and is a predicted model, not a curated record.